Microdochium trichocladiopsis is the source of this 1165-nucleotide messenger RNA. Its product is annotated as dynein light chain. Lineage: Eukaryota; Fungi; Ascomycota; Sordariomycetes; Xylariales; Microdochiaceae. Gene Ontology annotation, cellular component: cytoplasmic dynein complex. Gene Ontology annotation, biological process: cilium assembly; microtubule-based process. Bases 413 to 721 code for a protein of 102 amino acids. Gene Ontology annotation, molecular function: dynein intermediate chain binding; dynein light intermediate chain binding. The record is from RefSeq and is a predicted model, not a curated record. The transcript has 6 exons.
GCGCCGGUCAGUCCCAAGCAAGCGCCAGCGGUAAGUAUUUCCACGACAACCUCACACCACACUGCUUUCCUCCUCACACUGCUGCGACCCAACAACCUUCGACCAAGACGACAUCUUGACAAGUCCACUCGAUCGCCACAACCACCCCCCUGUAUCAGCCCAUCGCGCCCCGCCUGGUCGUUCGCUUCAACGGCCACCUGAUACGCAACCACUCGAGGUGAGGCCGACAUAAACACCGAGCAUCGGUCAUAUCCAGUGCAUUGCGCCUGGCUUCGGAGCGCAUGGCCAACCCAACGCGAACCGACCUGCUGUCGUGGCGCCGCAAUUCGAUUCGUGUAGUCGUGCAGGAGCUAACCUGCAUCUCUCAUAGACGCGUCCUUGGACAACGGGCACCACUCUUCAGAACUCAACAAUGGCGGACAAGCAGGCUGCCCCUCCCAGCACGGGGGCUCGCGAGAGACUCGAGGCUCAGAUCAAGUCUGCCGAUAUGACGGACGACAUGCAAGCCGAGUCGAUUGAAGUUGCCCAGGAAGCCAUGCAGAAGUUCACCAUCGAAAAGGAUAUCGCUCAGCACAUCAAGAGGACCUUCGAUGAGCGCAAGGGACCAACAUGGCACUGCAUUGUUGGCCGGAAUUUCGGCAGCUUCGUGACCCACGAGACGAAACACUUCAUCUACUUCUACCUUGGCCACUGCGCGAUCCUGCUGUUCAAGACCCAGUAAGUCGGCAGCAGGAGUCGCACCACCAUGCGGUGUUCGCUUCGACCGCAGGGAGUGAUGUCACUGUUGGGUAUGAGCCUGCUGGGGUGAUGCCACGGCACUUAGAAACAAAAAGGAGGCGGAAGUGACCACUGUCCUUCGUAUGGAUCGAGCGGCUCGAGGGCGGGUUCGACGCUUUUCGCAAUAAUGGACCAUGUGUUCUGAUAGUAUGAUAUUCAACAAAUGAGCAACGUCUGUCGUCAAUAUGUAUUACUGGUACGCAGAAAGAACCGCAGGAUAAUGCUCAAUGUUAGCAAGAACCUCAUGGCUGCCGAUCCUCUUGUUUCUUAAUUGCAUCAGACAAGUUCCCAAGCAAUUCUUGAAUUCGUUUUUCGACCGCAUACUCCACUCAGGUUAGAAGUCAGCUAGUAAAGUCUCUGACACAAUUCCAAACCGAGAAUCUCGCAA